Molecule: messenger RNA, 191 nt
Organism: Dentiscutata heterogama
Lineage: Eukaryota; Fungi; Glomeromycota; Glomeromycetes; Diversisporales; Gigasporaceae
Source: the annotation of a GenBank genome assembly
CAGCAGAAAUUUGUGUUAUCAGAAACCUACUAGAAGUGUACCCUAGAAUUACAGCUACACAUCUACAAAAACUCAAAGAGAUACACAAUAGAAAGGCUACAUUACUAAACCUAGAAUGUGGCAUCGAUGAUUACGGCACUGAAAAUGUCGAAGAACAAAUCGAAGCUCCAAUAUUAAUAGAGAUAGACUAG